Osmerus eperlanus (European smelt) is the source of this 922-nucleotide messenger RNA. RefSeq lists its product as uncharacterized. The record is from RefSeq and is a predicted model, not a curated record. Gene Ontology annotation, molecular function: DNA binding. Bases 170 to 844 code for a protein of 224 amino acids. Lineage: Eukaryota; Metazoa; Chordata; Actinopteri; Osmeriformes; Osmeridae. The transcript has 7 exons.
CACACAGAGACAGCUCCACACAGAGACAGCUCUACUCCCUCCCCUAUGUCCUUUACACGGACAAAUGCAACAACACUUGUCUCUUCAUUAGACAGCAUAUUUUCUCUUCCUCAAUGUAUAACAGCAGUUUAACGUUUAUUUGACCCUGGAGUUCCUGUAAGGUGACGCCAUGCCCCACCUCACACCAGCGACUAUACUGCAGCUCUCACUGCUCCUUUCCGCUUUACCGGCGCAGUACCUAAUCUCCCGGUGGACCGGAGCCUCGGUGGCGCAGCGCUAUCAUGCAACCAGACGAAUUUUGGCAGUUUGGAACGAAUGGAGCGAUACUUACCUGAGCGCGGACGCCUGGACAGAGUGGCUCUCUAAGAUACUUUUCAAGUUUCAGGAGCUCCUGACAGGAGAGGAGGAGCCUGGCGAGUCUCCCGCCCUGGAGGUUCUUCUCCAUGACAACGACCAGGGAUACUUCGGAGCCUCCAGAACUGUGCGUAGCCCAAGGCCCCCGUUCGUGUUCAUGCGGGUGGGGCAGGUGGUGAUGGAGAACCGGGGUAAAAUGGUGGGGGUGGUGGUGGCCUGGGACUCUGAACUACGAGCUCCACAAGAGUGGAUCAACAGGGUGUACUCCAACUCUGAGGAGGUUGCAGCAAAGCACACUCCCCACUAUAAGGUGGUGUUCAGUGGGCCGGGCCAGUCAUCGAUAAUGGUGGGCUACCUGCCCCAGACAAAACUGAAGAGGAUAACCGGGAUGAAGCCGGACAUCCCCACCCUGGAGCAGUACUUCACACACUUUGACGGGGAGCAGUUUGUGAUGCAGCCUUGGCUCAAGGAGAUCUUUCCUGAGGACUGAGGUGGUGAGAGGGGAGGUGAGAAGAGAUCCAACACCAUGGAAAGGGACUUACCGCUGCAGUGUGUGUGUGUGUGUGAG